AUGCCGACUGCAGUCUAUGCUCAACAAUGUGUGGCAGCGGCGUAUGCGUCCCGGCUGAACCCAUACGCUCUACACAAAGGGGAGCAGGAAAUCCUUCAAGAUCACUUAUGCCAUCUUCAUGUCACCGUUUACUUGAAUAUCCGAAAUGGUAUCCUGCGUCUGUGGACAAGGAACCCCAUGCUGAGUGUCUCGAAAGAAGAAGCCAUGGGGUGUGCGAAGGACUAUCGCUGGAUGAACCUUGCCGCGUUCGCACAUGAAUGGCUCGUUCGCAACGGCUAUAUCAAUUUUGGCUGUGUGGAAAUUCCAGUCGCUCCCGAGCCCCCCAAGGGGGGUCAACCCAAGGAGGGUCCUGUAAUCGUCGUAAUUGGGGCAGGAACGGCGGGUUUGGGAUGUGCGCGGCAUCUGGAAGCUCUAUUCAACCACUACCACGAUGCGCUCACAUCGCCACGGGUGAUCGUCCUGGAAGGACGGCGCAGGAUUGGGGGUCGUAUCUACUCGCAUCCUUUACGGAGCCUAGAGUCAUCUACCUUGGGUCCUGGAUUAGUCCCCAAGGCUGAAAUGGGUGCCCAGAUUAUUGUCGGUUUUGAUCACGGCAACCCCCUAGAUCAGAUUAUCCGAGGCCAGCUCGCUCUCCCAUAUCAUCUUUUGCGCGAUAUUUCCACAAUCUAUGACAUUGAUGGCUCACCGGUGGAUGAAGCUCGAGAUGCAACAGACGAGAUGCUCUACAAUGACAUACUGGAUCGGUCCGGGCUUUAUCGGCACAAGUCAGUGAUAGUGCCCACGGCGGAGGGUGACCGGGAGUUGAUCGAUUCCGGGCGUGAUGUGUCGACCAGCGACGGCCUUACAGUGAGGCAAUACGAAGAAGCUAGGGCUGCUGGGACUAUCGGGCUCUUGUUUCCUGCAAAACGUAUCCGGCGAGGAGUUGGCCACAAAACCACAGAAAUCAAGCCGACAGGCGCCCCGUUGGCCGACUCUACCGACGUUGAAGAAAAUCCGACUCAGCUCGCUUGUCAGACCAUGGGUUGGAGCUUGAAAUGUGGGACCUCUGUCAACGACACCAUCAAUUUGGACCCGGUAGCCAAAGCCUCAAAGUUCCAGACCUUGGGCGCCGUGAUGAAUGACGGUGUCCGGCAGUACCAGCAUAUGCUCCCACUGACUCCGAAAGAUAUGCGCCUGCUCAACUGGCAUAUGGCGAAUUUGGAGUAUGCGAAUGCUUCGAAUAUCGGCAAACUCAGCCUUUCCGGAUGGGACCAGGAUAUGGGAAACGAAUUUGAGGGUGAGCACUCGCAGGUGGUAGGUGGAUAUCAGCAACUGCCGUACGGACUGUGGUCGUUGCCUACAAAGCUAGAUGUCCGGACCAACAAAGUUGUCUCCAGGAUCACCUACGACCACACGGGGCUGGGAAAGAACAGGACGGUGGUUCAAUGCGAAGACGGCGAGUCGUUCGUUGCCGAUCAGGUGGUCUUUACCGGCUCUCUUGGCAUACUGAAGCAUCGCUCUAUCCAGUUUUCACCUCCCCUACCAGAGUGGAAAACGGGCGCGGUUGAUCGCCUAGGCUUCGGAAUCAUGAACAAAGUGAUCCUAGUAUUCAACGAGCCUUUCUGGGAUACGGAGCGUGACAUGUUUGGGCUUCUCCGGGAACCCAACAAUCGGAAUAGUAUGGUCCAGGAGGAUUAUGCAAUGAAUCGUGGCCGGUUCUACCUGUUCUGGAACUGCAUGAAGACCACUGGUCUUCCAGUUCUCAUUGCUUUAAUGGCCGGGGAUGCCGCGCAUCAAGCAGAACGCACACCUGAUGCCGAGCUCAUUACGGAAGUGACCAGCCAGCUGCGCAAUGUCUUCAAACAUGCAGUCGUUCCGGACCCUCUAGAGACCAUCGUUACCCGCUGGGGCACCGACAAGUUUACCCGAGGGAGCUACUCGUAUGUCGCUGCACAGUCGCUUCCGGGAGACUAUGACCUGAUGGCUAAACCGAUUGGCAACUUGCAUUUUGCGGGAGAGGCCACCUGUGGCACUCACCCAGCCACCGUCCACGGCGCGUACUUAUCUGGGCUCCGGGCUGCAUCGGAAGUCAUCGAGACCGUCCUCGGACCCAUCGAAGUGCCUCAUCCGCUGAUUCCAGGGAAAGGCAAGACCCUCGAUGUCAGCACCCUCACGGCAGCGCCUCAGAAGCGAAAGGAGCCGUCCUUGGACAAUGGCACAGGGAGGUCCCAGGAACCCACUGGUGCAACACCCAACGGUACAUCGCCCGAGGCCGCUCGUCGGAAUGCAUACGACAAAGCCAUAUGGGCGGCCAUCCACGAUGAGCUAGGCACAGCCCCCCCACGACCAGCCCGAACGGCGUUGAACCCGUUUCUUCUGUACCAGAAAGACUACUGGGGGAAGUGCCGCAUGCAGUGUGACGAAGCCCGCCGCGCCGCGACCAAGGACCCCAACGCCAAGGCUGCGCGCGACGAGAUCCGCCAAGCCCUAGGCCUUAUGUGGCGGCAGGCCAGCAAAGAGGAGAAACGGCCGUACAUCGAGCAAAUUGAAGUAAACCGACAGACCAGCACGGAGAUCUUGAACCGCUGGCGGAGCGACAUGGCGGAAUGGGAAAAGAAGUCGACCGAGAUCAAGGAGCGGUGGUGCGCCGCCAAUCCUCUAGCUAGCUGGGAGGCGCCGUCGAAAAGGUCAGCCCAAGCCUCGGAUUCUACCAUUCAGCCUGGAAAUGCACAGCAACCUCAUACCGCUCUACCCCACGGUGAACAUCCAACCCCCGGGCCAGAUACGCAAGCGAACGGCACCGCCCCUCCUGCAAACCAACAUUGA
This is a messenger RNA of Aspergillus sclerotioniger CBS 115572, 2805 nucleotides long. It is a transcript of the gene aof2, whose product is annotated as putative lysine-specific histone demethylase Aof2. The coding region runs from base 1 to 2805 and encodes 934 amino acids. The transcript has a single exon. NCBI's taxonomy places the organism in Eukaryota, Fungi, Ascomycota, Eurotiomycetes, Eurotiales, Aspergillaceae. Gene Ontology annotation, molecular function: protein binding; oxidoreductase activity. The record is from RefSeq and is a predicted model, not a curated record.